Messenger RNA from Trichoderma virens Gv29-8, 996 nucleotides. RefSeq lists its product as uncharacterized. Lineage: Eukaryota; Fungi; Ascomycota; Sordariomycetes; Hypocreales; Hypocreaceae. The transcript has a single exon. The record is from RefSeq and is a predicted model, not a curated record. Gene Ontology annotation, molecular function: oxidoreductase activity, acting on the CH-OH group of donors, NAD or NADP as acceptor. Bases 68 to 850 code for a protein of 260 amino acids.
AGAAAAACGGCCUCAGGAGAAGACAAACAGAAGGACACCAAAACAAACACGGCAGAGAGACGCCACCAUGGCUCAAGCCAAGUUCGCCAUUUAUCCCAGCCUCGUGGACCGCACCGUCGUCAUCACGGGCGGUGCGCAGGGCAUUGCCGCCGACAUGGUCGAGCAAUUCUCCCUGCAGGGCUCGCAGGUCAUAUUUCUCGACGUCGAGGAUGAGCUUGCCGCGGCCUUGGUCCAAAAGGUGUCUGAUCAAGGCGUCAAGCACAAGCCCAUAUACCACCACUGCGAUGUCGUCAAGAUCGACGAGGAGCUCAAACCCACGGCCGCCAAGAUCCUGAAAGAGCACCCCAAGAUUGAUGGACUCGUGAACAGUGCUGCGAGGGCAAUGGUGAAACCGACGCAGGAGAUCACGACCGAGUGGUGGGAUGAGAGUGUUGCGGUGAAUCUGCGGCAUCAUUUCUUCUUGACGCAGGCUUUGCUGCCGGGGCUUCUCCUUGCCGCUGGAAACGCCUCGGUGAUCAACAUGGGGAGCAUCAACUGGGUCGUCUCUGCAACGGGUCAGGCGCCCUACACGACGAGCAAAGCCGCGGUUGUGGGACUGACGAGAACGCUGGCACAUGAGUUCGGACCGCGGGGCAUCAGGGUGAAUAGCAUCAUGCCGGGGUCUAUUGCAACGGAGCGGGAGAGGACAGUGGUGAUGACGCCCGAGUACGAGGCCAAGGUUCUAGGGAGCCAGGCGAUCAAGAGGCUGAUUGAGCCCGUGGAGGUGGCGAGGAUGGCCAUGUGGUUGAUUGCGGAUGAUAGUGCUGCGGUAACAAACCAGAGCAUGAGGAUCGAUGGUGGAUGGACAUGAACGGUAUCUUGAGUUACUUAUUACAUAGAUAUCGUCGGUUUUCAGAUGAUACGUUGAUCGCUGGAACACUGAUAUAGCAUGUAUAAGAAGGCUCCAUGACUUUAAUAAUAUUGAGAAGCUGAAACUUGGUAAUUAUACAAAGCAAG